This is a messenger RNA of Arabis nemorensis, 804 nucleotides long. Lineage: Eukaryota; Viridiplantae; Streptophyta; Magnoliopsida; Brassicales; Brassicaceae. The record is from the annotation of a GenBank genome assembly.
AUGAUGAGGAGAACUGAGUUCGUGUCGUCCUCCGACGUAGCAGUAUCGGCUCCGCCGUCUCUGAAGACGACGACGGUGACAGAAAAAACAAUGAUUUCCGGUACUCCACCGCCUAGGGAAGUACUCGUUCUUAUUGAUAAUCGAUUCUUGGAUCCGGAGUCCGUGGCGAUUGCUUCUUGUGUGUCGAAGACUUGGUGUGAAGUAUUCUCAACAGAGAUCUUAUGGAGGAACAUGCUACAGGAAUACCAUCCUAAUUUAUUGGUGUUUGUGAAUGAGAGUGCCACCAGCAAACGGAUAUUGUCGGCCAAGCAAGAAGACGUCAAAUGCCGUACGGGACAACCGGAGAAGAUCUUUCUCUCAUUCUCGGAUCUCAAAUUCUUCGUCAGUCUUACGAGAGAAUCAUACAACAUGACCAUCGAGAAGUGUGGAAAAGAUCUCUCCUUUGGUGUUGAUAAUCCGUUUGAGUUGGAGUUCAGAUUGAGCGACCCGAACUUCCACGACAAGAUGAAGAAGAUGAGAGUUCUAUGGUAUGUCGUGUACAAAGACUGGGAGGCUCUCUUCACUGUGAUAGAUACGGAAGAAGAUCUUGGGUGGUUCUCUUUUGAGCUUCCGUCGCUAGAUCGUUUUCAAACCGGCAAGGUGGGUUACGUGAAGACCUAUUUCAAGAAUCAUCUUCUUGAGAAGAUGACUUUCUCAAUGGCAAACAAACACCCAAGCUGGAAAGUUCUUACUGGUGAUGAUGCCCUACGUUACUUUCAACGUUGCUCGAAAGUGAAACCAUACAAGGUUCGAAACUCUUCUUGA